Aspergillus sclerotioniger CBS 115572 is the source of this 1598-nucleotide messenger RNA. RefSeq names its product phosphopantothenate--cysteine ligase CAB2. Gene Ontology annotation, molecular function: phosphopantothenate--cysteine ligase activity. Gene Ontology annotation, biological process: coenzyme A biosynthetic process. Gene Ontology annotation, cellular component: nucleus; cytoplasm. The record is from RefSeq and is a predicted model, not a curated record. NCBI's taxonomy places the organism in Eukaryota, Fungi, Ascomycota, Eurotiomycetes, Eurotiales, Aspergillaceae. The transcript has 2 exons. Bases 390 to 1598 code for a protein of 402 amino acids.
AGGUCUGAGAUAUCUCCUUGCAGGACCAAUUAUUCCUCGAUUGCGCUGAAUCCUCCGAAUAUCGGUGGAUUGCAAUCCGUUGGGAACGACGUCCCCAUCCUCCGAGCUCAAUUGUGGCGGUUGAAUUACUUGCGACGCAUCCCACCGUGCUCCGAACUACCCGGCACAUGUCAGAAUAUAGCCAGCGCCUCUCCUGAAUUCGCUCGGAUUUCCUUCGUCGAUCGGGUCUUCCGUUUGCAGAAACAAUCCUAUGAGCCGGGCAUCCUUCCAGUCCUCCGUCGUUGACCUCGCCAUCCUCCGACCGAUACAAUAGACUCCGAUCGCGUUGAUAGAUUGUGAAUUGGCAUUGGAUAACAUUCUAGUCGCAUCGAAGAAUCCCUUCGCACAAGAUGACGUCUGCUCCGACACCAGAAAUGACGCCUGCCGAGGCCGAGUCGGUCUACUUCAACAACUACCCUCCGCCCAAGUCCCUCCCAAAACAUGAAGCCCUCGUGCGGGCUUUUGUCGACUACCAUGUCCAAGCGAACCGGCGCCUUGUUCUGGUGACAUCAGGAGGCACCACAGUUCCUCUUGAGAACCAGACCGUUCGCUUCAUUGACAACUUCAGUGCGGGCACGCGCGGUGCCGUGUCGGCAGAAUACUUUCUUCAGGAGGGGUAUGCGGUGAUUUUCCUGCAUCGGCAAUUUAGUCUGCUUCCGUAUUCGCGGCACUACAGUCACUCGACAAAUUGCUUCUUGGAUUUUAUGGACGAAGAGGAAGUUGGGCCGACGGAGGACGGGUCAGAUCAUCGGCCGAUCAAGGUGCGCAGUGAGUACCAGGACGAAAUGCGGGAUGUGUUGCGAAAGUACCGGUAUGCGAAGCGCAACAACCUCCUGCUGCUACUUCCGUUUACCACCGUCUCCGAGUAUCUGUUUGAAUUACGGUCGCUGGCCCAGCUGAUGAAGCCUUUGGGACCUAAUGCGCUGUUCUACCUGGCCGCGGCCGUGAGCGACUUUUUCAUUCCAAACGAUCGGAUGUCGGAGCACAAGAUCCAGUCGUCGGAGUUGCCGGACCAUUUGACGCAGGACGAGGCGACCGGGUCGUCGGACAUCUACACGGGCGGGAUUGAGCCGCAACCGCCGUCGCGUAGCAAGAAACUCAUCAUUGAUUUGGACCCGGUGCCCAAAUUUCUGCAUCGGUUAGUGAAUGGGUGGGCGCCAGAUGGCAGUAUGAUUGUGUCGUUUAAACUUGAAACGGACCCCAACCUGCUAGUGUACAAGGCGCAGACGGCCCUCCAGCGGUACGCGCACCACCUGGUGAUUGGGAACCUGUUGACGACGCGCAAAUGGGAGGUGGUGUUUGUGACCCCGGACCCCCCGCACGAGUGUUGGAUCCGGGUGCCGAAGUCGCGGCGCAGCAAAAGCAUUUCGGGCAGUGAGGCGCAGGUUGGCCUGGCGGAGGCCAAGCGGGCGGGCGAGUCGGCCCAGGAACCCAGUGGGGGCGAGCAGAGGCCGGAUGAGAGCCUCACGGCGGAGGGGGUUGAGAUCGAGAGUCUGAUCAUCCCGGAAUUGGUCCAGUUGCAUUCGAACAGGAUUGCGAAACAUCAGGCCAAGUCGUAG